AUGAGGGACUCAAAUCAUAGAUCUGUACUGGGGAAUAGACCCGUAGUUACGAUCACACCAACAGUUUACGAUCGUAGAGCUUUGGAUGUGGACUCGAACAUUCCUCUAAUAAACUCUCUAAAUCAUUUGACUUAUUUGACUUCGAACUCCGAAAAAGUCAGAGAAACCUUAGCGAGCGAUGGUGCGUUGGAAAGGCUCGUCUCGAUAUUACAUGGUUGCUAUAUACCGCUGUUCCAGCUUCUAGGACAUGAUUUGAAACAUGUAAGCAAGCACAAACAUGCAGAAAUGAUCUGGAGACAGAAAAAUUUGGCAAUGUGUGCAUGGAAAUGGACUUUAGCAUUUCAAUGCCUGGUACUUACCGGUACGAGAGGCACUGAACAGAUAAGGAAAAAAGUGGUAUCAUCAGGAGUAGUGCCGUUAUUGGCAACUGAGCUUGAUAAUUAUUUAAUUUAUCAUAAGAAUUACGAUCAUUUUACCGGAGCUCAACUCGAUAUAGAUCUGCCUUCAUUGGAAACUGAAGAAUCUUAUUUAAAGCUUCGCAAGGACUCGAGUGAAACUUAUGAAGAAUACAUCGAAUAUAUUACUGGACGGGAACCACUUAGAUUAUCGAAUGAUAAGGAUUUUGUUUAUGAGGAAUUAUCAAGACCAUCAAUGACACUUCCGUCAGAUUUUGUUGAUAUCUGGUGCUCUGAUUCAAAGUGUCAUCACAAAAAUGCAGGAAAUUCUCGUGAUGACGCUAUUCACAGCUGUAAGCACCAUAAUGAUAGCGAGGAAACAUUGGCGGACAAAGAGCCCAACGAAGAUUGUUAUUUCCAGCUGGACGAGGAAGAUGAUCAUCAGCUAUCCAUAACCAUUCCGAGGGACUUUUUCCUGGGAAGAAUAGUUCCGAAACAGGACGACGUAAUUUGGUCUUUACAACUAUUAGCAUUUAUUUCCAAGUACACAUACAUGAAGCAGCAGUUGCAAAACGUUGAGCUUAUAGAAACUCUUUCAUUCAGGGCGAUUUUGGGGAGAGUAAAGGAAAGGAUAAAACUCACCAGAAACCCAAUAGAGACUUUAAAAUUACCACUAGCAAAAGACACCGAUAUGCUAGAUGCCUAUCCCAUAGGUACUGAAAAACGCCCAGAAAUAGAUCCUUUUUUAGUAGAGCUUCAAAAGCUUGUGGACGAAUGUAGAGACACACAAACGAAAAGUGAUUCCAAUGCCAUGUUCGGGAAUCAAAGAUCGUAUGGUUUUCGUGAUACCAGCAAUUUUACUGUAACAGAUAAAUCACGAGUAUUACAAGAGAAGCAUUUGGUUAGAGAUUUUGAGGAAAAAUGGAACUAUGAUAACCUAUCGAUCGAUCUUGAUGAUGAUACAUGGACAUAUAUUAAUUCAAAGAGACACUUGAAUCUAUUCCCUCUGGUCGAGAGGUGUACAGUUAGCCAUGAGAAUCCUCAUGAUAUGGUUUAUUGGAGCUCUGUGAUAAUGAGAAAUUCUUGCAGAAAAAACGAAAUCACUGGUGUGCGUCAAUGUGCAAAUUUCGAUUGCGGGAAGUGGGAAGACUAUCCCAGACAAUUCGCUAAAUGCCGCCGCUGCAAGCGAACGAAAUACUGUUCCCGAGAGUGUCAAUUGAAGGCAUGGACAUAUCAUAGAUUUUGGUGCCACGAAGGCGGUUCUAGUGUUGAGUCGUCAGGUGGUAAUACUGGCGAAACCACACCAGGUACUGCCCAAAACUCGGAUACAUCAACAACUGCCACUCGUACUAUUCAUGGGAAUAUUCCUUUAGCUGACACAUUAGUAAGUGCAGCGAACGAUCAUGAACCAAAUGCAACAAUCAUUGAAAACACGUCCGUUACCAUUAGUGCAGAGGACUCAGGGGCUGAGGCGAACAUCACAACUGCUGCUACACUGGAAAGAGUAGCUGCCCCUACCGAGCCCCUAGAUAUUAUUCAAAACCGAAAUGUUAUUGAUCACUCGCAUCAUCUUAGUGAGAAUAGGUAA
This is a messenger RNA of Zygotorulaspora mrakii, 1983 nucleotides long. RefSeq names its product MYND-type zinc finger protein MUB1 (gene MUB1). Bases 1 to 1983 code for a protein of 660 amino acids. Lineage: Eukaryota; Fungi; Ascomycota; Saccharomycetes; Saccharomycetales; Saccharomycetaceae. The transcript has a single exon. Gene Ontology annotation, cellular component: MUB1-RAD6-UBR2 ubiquitin ligase complex. The record is from RefSeq and is a predicted model, not a curated record. Gene Ontology annotation, biological process: establishment or maintenance of cell polarity; ubiquitin-dependent protein catabolic process.